GUGUACUGCGAAAUCUCCUGCAGGCGGGCUGGUAUGCCAGUCGCGGCGACGGGAAGGAGAGGUGAAAGUUCAAAAUGGCUUGGACAUAUCAGGUGACAAUGUGGAGAAGUUGGUCAAGCGCCGCAGUUUAAUAUUCAGAACUUCUGGAAUGACUAGCGAGGCAGUUUCAAAGUACUGCGAGGAAGAUGAGGACUUGGCGUUGGCGUACUAUGACGACGACGAUGACUUUGAUACGUUCACGGACGGGGAUGUUGACUGUAGCUGCGAGGACGGAGUACUGGGCUUCAGUGACCCGUUCAGCAGCGAGGUGAAGCCGCGCAUCCUGCUGAUGGGCCUGCGGCGCAGUGGCAAGUCCUCCAUCCAGAAGGUGGUCUUCCACAAGAUGUCCCCCAACGAGACGCUCUUCCUGGAGAGCACCAACAAGAUCUGCCGCGAGGACGUUUCCAACAGCUCCUUCGUCUCCUUCCAGAUCUGGGACUUCCCCGGGCAGAUCGACUUCUUCGACCCCACCUUCGACUACGAGAUGAUCUUCCGCGGCACGGGAGCGCUCAUCUUCGUCAUCGACUCGCAGGAUGACUACGUGGAGGCCCUGAGCAGGCUGCACCUGACGGUCACCAGGGCCUACAAGGUCAACCCGGACAUCAACUUCGAGGUGUUUAUCCACAAGGUGGACGGGCUCUCGGACGACCACAAGAUCGAGAAGCAGAGGGACAUCCACAAGAGAGCCAACGAUGACCUGGCCGACGCAGGAUUGGAGCGCAUACACCUCAGUUUCUACCUGACCAGCAUCUAUGACCACUCCAUCUUCGAGGCCUUCAGCAAGGUGGUGCAGAAGCUGAUUCCACAGCUCCCGACUCUGGAGAACCUGCUCAAUAUCUUCAUAUCCAACUCCGGUAUUGAGAAAGCCUUCCUGUUCGAUGUGGUCAGUAAGAUCUACAUUGCGACGGACAGCUCUCCAGUGGACAUGCAGACCUAUGAACUGUGUUGCGACAUGAUCGACGUGGUGAUUGACAUCUCCUGCAUCUACGGUCUGUCGGGGGACGAGGCGGCUGAAGCUGGCUCCCCGUAUGACAAGGAGUCCAUGGCCAUUAUCCACCUGAACAACACCACCGUCAUGUACCUGAAGGAGGUCACCAAAUUCCUGGCAAUGGUCUGCUUCCUCCGGGAGGAGAGCUUCGAGAGGAAGGGGUUGAUUGACUACAACUUCCACUGCUUCAAGAAGGCAAUUGAGGACGUGUUCGACGUGCGACUGAAGGUGCAGAAGAGCCGCAAGCUGCUGAGCCAGCGCAGGUGGAGCAAGCAGAACACGCCCAACGGGGCGCACGCGCCAACGCACUGAUGAUGAUGCUGCCGUCACACAUACCACACGGCACACAGCACAGACGCACUGAUGAUGUCAAUCACAGCACGCAGCACAGACACACUGAUGGCAAUCACCCAACGCAGCACAGACACACUGAUGGCAAUCACCCAACGCAGCACAGACACACUGAUGGCAAUCACCCAACGCAGCACAGACACACUGAUGGCAAUCACCCAACGCACGCCAGAUACAGUACAGACGCACUGAUGACAACCACCCAACGCACGGCACAUACAGCACAAACGCACUGAUGACAAUCACCCAACGCACGGCACCCAUAGACUCACUGAUGACAAUCACCCAACGCACGGCACCCAUAGACUCACUGGCAACCACCCAAUGCACAGCACAUACAGUGCAGAUGCACUGAUGACAAUCACACAACACGCCCACAGACACAGUAACAAUGGCGCCACACAGCACACGCCAUGCACAGGCACACUGACAAUCAGUGAUGGGCAACCUGGAUUGAGUUGCAGUGCAGUGCCACAUGUUCCAAAGGACCUGGUCUUUUUCACCUGUUCGGUUCAACCAGGUGAUUGCCUUAAUUGGCAGGUAAAACCAGGCCAUUCGGAAUAUAUUGUACUUGAUUGUAUCUUCGGAAUCCAGGUUGCCCAUUACUACUGAUGAUGACAUCACACUACUCACACCCAGAUACAGUGAUGACAGUGGCACAGGCCAAACACAGUGAUAGUGAAUCAGCAGAGAUGGUAUCUAAAUCAGAUAGUGACUCAGCUACUCUGUUGACGCCACCAAGCACAACAAUUUACUGUUUUUCGGCUGGCCAGAACGGUGCUGGUACCCAUUCCCGCACCUGUUACGCUCCAAACCAAAGUGCCUACCGGCCACAUCGCCCACACGCAGACAAACCCAUGACAUCACAUGAUGGCCCAUGCCCAUACACACUGAUAGUGAAUCAGAUAGUGACUCAGAUACUCGGUUGACACCACCAGGCACAAAUUCCAGUCGCAUUUACUGUUUUUAGGCUGGCCAUUCCAGUACCUGUUACGCUCCAAACUUAAGUGCUUACCGGCCACAUCGCCCACACGCAGACAAACCCAUGACAUCACAUGGCCCAUGUCCAUACACACUGAAGACAUCACAUCUCAGAUACAGUAAUGUCACAUAGUCCAGUAACUGGCAAUAUAUGGUCAAAACAUACUUCCACACACACACUGUCACACAGUCCAAGACCACCCAUGGAUGGAUGCGUGGACCAUGCAUGUCAUGUCCACAUCGAUAACAGCACAGCCACACUGAUGACAUUGCACCCAGCCAAACUGACUGAACAAAUACCACAGCCCUGCCGAAACCCAUCACGAGAAUAACUCUACUCAGAAAAGAGUGCAGAGUUAAUACAACACUCACAGAGUCAGUUUGAUUCUAUAUCGUGCUGAAUUAACACUACAAAAUGUGCUACGUAUUUGUGGUGUUGGUUUAUUUAUCUGGAGCAAUUGCGAUACAAUCACCAUUUUUGUUUAUUUUUUGGAGAUGAGUUACAUGAAAUGUGAAGCUCUACCAAUGGCCUUCUUUAUUAUUUUGUAAAUCAUUUUCAAAGGAAAGGAAAAGAAAUAGUACCUAGAAGGUACUGUGUUUUUAUACCUUUGCAUUCUGUUUUUUUUUUUCUUUCAAUGUUUAGUGGCCAAAGAAAUUACGUAAGGCUCAAUAAUAAUGUGUCCACAUUGUCAAUUUAAUUAUUUCAUAUUCCACAGAGGUCACAUACAUACUGUACGUAUUUGGACGUAAUUCACAUCACACAAGAUGCCGUUCCAAGAAUGGGUCAAUACAUUAUUCAGACUCGUCAUAAAGAAUUUAGUGUCCUGGUGUUGGAAAACAUUAAUUGCCUUUCUCCAUCUAAUUUGCAUUCAUUGGAAAUGCUCUCAUCCGUGUGCCCAUUCUGCCCGUCCUCUCGUUAUGCGUAGUCACAGUGAAGAGUAAGACCACCCCCGUCAUUCAAAAGAGACUUCAUGUCAAAGCAUAUGACUAACGUGACCUGGAUGACUGAAAAUGACUUCACAGGCAUGCCAUCCAAAAAAUAUCAAAACAACCAGACCCUCUCUCUGUGUCAUCUGUCAGAUAUGAAAACAUCCAGACUCAGACUGUGUCCCCCUUUUACAUGUCCUGCCUAUUCAUUUUCUCUUCAAGCUCUCAUAUUUGUCAAGACAUAUUUUGGCAUGUAAAGGUGGCCUGUUUUUAACUAUUCUGUUUUUAACAGUGAGAGCUUUGUAAAGGGUAAUCAUCAUUUAUUAAUCGCCACUGACACACAGGCCGUUCUUAUUCAGGAAAACUGAUGGCAUCUGAAAAAAGUUUGGCAUCUUGCCCAAAAAUGCCAUCGAGGUAAACAUCUCUUUAAAAUGUGUUGGAAGAGAAUUAUUUGUUGAAUCAUAAUCAUUUAACAAAUUGCUGUGGAUGGCUUUUAUUGUUUCAUAUCUAAUAAUGACUUGUAUUUUUGGCAAUGACAUGCUGUUGAUGGUUUGUUCUCAUUCCCUUUGUAGGUACGUAUCUAGUUUAAGCUGCAUAGCGACACUUGUUUGUUUUGCUAAAAUUGCUUAACAGUGGAACAUUUUGAAUCUCAUCACUUAUUCUGCAUAUUUGUUCACUGUAUUAACUAAUCAGCCGUGUAUUUAUGUAUUUAUUUAUUUAUUUUGAUAAUGAAUAAAGAUGACAUUUAUGUACAUUUGAGUGGAUGAAA
This is a messenger RNA of Engraulis encrasicolus (European anchovy), 4055 nucleotides long. RefSeq names its product ras-related GTP binding D (gene rragd). NCBI's taxonomy places the organism in Eukaryota, Metazoa, Chordata, Actinopteri, Clupeiformes, Engraulidae. Bases 149 to 1339 code for a protein of 396 amino acids. Gene Ontology annotation, molecular function: GTP binding; GTPase activity. The transcript is spliced from 7 exons. Gene Ontology annotation, cellular component: nucleus; lysosome; Gtr1-Gtr2 GTPase complex. The record is from RefSeq and is a predicted model, not a curated record. Gene Ontology annotation, biological process: negative regulation of autophagy; cellular response to starvation.